CGGUUGCAUUACUAUUGGCUGUUUCACCUUUCAAGUGCGUUCAUUACUCUCGCGCAGCGCCACCAAACAACAGAGCACGAUCCUCACAUUCCAGGACAGGACGACAAAGAGACCAAGUUAGUGCCGCAUUGACACACAAACAUCCGUGGAGAUAUUCAGAAAGCAUAGGCCUAUUUUUGAAAGUACCAACAGGUGGAUAUAACUAUUACCGAUACAUUAUAAUUUAUCCGCGUGCCAUGAAGAACCUUCUCCCCAUCCUGUGGAUCUUUAUCUGGCUGUUUGUCUUCCCUUCGCUCAGGGCUUCUGAGGAUGAGUACAUCUGGAAUUCGGACAUGGAGAUACACAGUUACGGCAAAAGUCCGCAAUGCAUGGACAUUCCCGAGGACCUGAGGUUGUGUUUUAAUGUGGGCUACCGCCAAAUGUUGCUUCCCAAUUUGCUGGGACAUGAAACCAUAGCGGAGGUGAAGCAGCAAGCGGGCAGCUGGGUUCCUCUGGUCCACAAAGCCUGUCACCCCGGCACACAAGUGCUCCUCUGCUCUCUCUUCGCCCCCGUGUGCCUUGAGACACGCAUAUAUCCGUGCCGCAGGUUGUGCGAGGAUGUGCGGGACAGUUGCACGCCUAUUAUGGAGGCAUUUGGGUUCCCUUGGCCUGAAAUGCUCAAAUGUGACAAGUUUCCCCAGGACGAUGUUUGCAUUUCCAUGAACAGUAAUGACACGGUCAAUUCCGCAGGUCCCUCUUCUGUGUGUCCACCAUGUGACAAUGAGAUGGAUACAGAUGUUAUUCUGGAGCACAUGUGUGCCAGUGAAUUCGCAAUCAAGGCAAAGAUUAAGGAGGUAAAAAAAGAGAACUUGGACCGACAAAUCAUUCUGCAGGACAAGAGGAAGCCAGUGAAACUUGGAUCUCUGAAAAGGCAGGACCUAAAGAAGCUUGUUCUCUACCUGAAAAAUGGAGCAGAUUGUCCUUGCCAACAACUGGAGAACACAGGGAGCAACUAUUUAAUUAUGGGUCGUUGGGUGGGGAAACAGUAUAUUUUGACUGGCAUUCACAAGUGGGAGAAAUCUAGCAAUGAAUUUAAGAAGGCCCUUAAGAAAAUCAAAAGCCAUAAAUGUCAAGCGUUUGAGUCAGUGUUGUGAAGCAAGUGAUUUAACAAUUUGGAUUUGAUUUUUACUGAUUUGUUAACUAGCAUUGUAUUAUAUUUUGCAUUACAGUACAGCAUGUGAAACACGGUUUAUAAUUCAUUUUACUUCCAUAAUCUGACAAAAACUGGAUACUCUACGAGUAAAAUUGUAGGGCGGAACUUUAUCCAUCAUGAAUUGAUCGGAUCAUGAAAAGUGGCCCAGAAUAGAGCCAGGUGGUUGGAGAGGAGGGGUUGAAAAGUUAGAGGGAUUCGUGACAUCAGCAGAAAAAGAAAGGUUGUUUCAGAAGUGGAGCUUUAUUACAUUUUGAUAAAAGAUUUUGAUGCUAAGUUUGAUACUUGUUUUUUUAUUUUAUUUUUUUCAUAAUAAUGCACAGUGAUGAAUCAUUCAGAAUAAAGACAUAAACAUGCAUUAAGAAAGUAAAAUGUGUCCAAUUUAUUUU
This is a messenger RNA of Xyrauchen texanus (razorback sucker), 1578 nucleotides long. Its product is annotated as secreted frizzled-related protein 1-like. Gene Ontology annotation, molecular function: Wnt-protein binding. The record is from RefSeq and is a predicted model, not a curated record. Bases 237 to 1133 code for a protein of 298 amino acids. The transcript has 3 exons. Gene Ontology annotation, biological process: canonical Wnt signaling pathway; non-canonical Wnt signaling pathway; negative regulation of canonical Wnt signaling pathway. NCBI's taxonomy places the organism in Eukaryota, Metazoa, Chordata, Actinopteri, Cypriniformes, Catostomidae.